UAAAGUAAAACUGUGUGAUCCCUUGAUUUUAUCUCUCUCUAUGAUAAAAGUCGCCUCUUUCGACGCAGCUUAGUCUUUCUUCUUCCUCAGAUAAAAUUCUUAUUCAACAACACAAAGACCUCAAAGAGUUUUCCCUUUCCCCAGCAAUCCUUAAGGCAAAGAUCAAAGCUUCUUUUUCUCUGUUUUUGGGUUUGGAUUGUAUUUUUUGCUAAUCCUAGUAUCAAAAUACUGUUUUGCUGAACCAAGCUAAGCUCAAGGUGUUCUUGGGAUUACAAGUUUUUUCUUGUGAACCUCAUAAGUAAGUACACAAUAGUCUUUUUAGGGGUUUGAGUGUAUUUGAAGUAGAUACUCACAUAUUUGUAUGUUUUGAUCUCAGUGGCUAUUGUUGUUAUCUCAUAAUUGUUAGUAUCUGUUGUUACCUUAAAGUUGGUUUUGGUGUUUGAGUUUUGGUUUUCCAGUUACAAAUUAUGAUCCCAAAGCUGGAGUUUCCAACGAGUUUUAUGAAUUUUGUCUUGGAAUUAUACAGGUUACUUGAGCUGCCAUAACACUGACUGAUCUUGAAACUGUCAACAACUUUAUUAUACCAAAAGAAUGGGUUGCUGCUGUUGUCUACCGAGUAUACCUGAAAACUCUAGAACUAUAGAUGAGCAUGUUCCCUUAUCUCUUGCACCGCCUUCCUCUCUCUCUAAUACAUACACUUCACCGCUUUCCCCCCCUAUUCCUUUGGCCUUCUCGAAUAGAAAUCUUCAAACUACUCCAUCGAAGUUGCCAAUAGCUCAGAGCAAUUCGAGCGGAGGUGCCCCUGGAAUCACACAGGUUGUUCCAGAGAAGGAAACAUGGCCUGUUGAUGAUAAAACAACUGAUGAUCUUGAUCUAAAGAAAAAGGAUCGAGAAACAAUCGAUGAGUGUCCGAUUUGCUUAGAAGAAUAUGAGUUUGAUAACCCGAAAUUGCUCACUAAAUGCGGCCACGAUUUUCAUCUCGCUUGCAUUCUUGAAUGGAUGGAAAGAAGCGAGGCGUGUCCCGUUUGCGACAAGGAAUUGGUACUCCCUGAAUCAUAAUCAGAGAGCAUGGACACAAGAAUUGCAAAAAACUGGUACAGAAAAUUUGAUUAAACUGGCAUAUUAGGAGUUAGCCUGGUGGUCUGAUGAACAUUUCAUUGUUGCUCUACAACAUUCAUAAGCUUUGACAACUUCUUCUUAUUGCUUUUUUUCUACUUAUCAAUCUUUUGAUUAUAUUUUCUAUAUUGUAGAAAUUAUAUUUGAUUGUUUAAAAUUCUUUGAAAAACUUAUUCACGAGUUGUUGUAUCUCAACCUGAAUUACUUCAAGGAAAAACAGAGCAGUUUGAGAAGAGCCUGUUGAUUCAGAGAUU
Molecule: messenger RNA, 1370 nt
Organism: Capsella rubella
Lineage: Eukaryota; Viridiplantae; Streptophyta; Magnoliopsida; Brassicales; Brassicaceae
Product: E3 ubiquitin-protein ligase RNF115
Exons: 5
Coding region: 592-1059 (155 amino acids)
Molecular function (GO): ubiquitin-protein transferase activity
Source: RefSeq, a predicted model, not a curated record